AUGUCGUCCGAGUUCCAUGUCGAAAGCUUUCUUUCUGCGAAGCAGCUUAACCACCAAUCUGUUUCACUCAUUAUACCAAGGCUAACCAGGGACAGGAUUCAUAAUAAUAUCUAUUACAAGGUGAACUUACAACCUACGUCAUUGCGAGGUGAUACGCUAUUGGAACUAAGUAAGGUUAUAAUAAGAGAUUUAGGCACAUUGAAGGAUCUUUCAGUCAACAAGGUUCAUGUACUGGGUGGAAUGGAAUUUAAAUGUCUUUUGAUGAAAUUAAUCGAAAUUCGGCCGACUAUAAAUCAACUAUUUGCUAUGCUGAAUCCAGCUAAUGCUAAUACCAAUUUCGAAGACAAAUAUAUAACUGCAUUGAUUAUAACUUACCUGAGGAUACAAUACUUUUAUCUGACAGAUGCCCAAGAGUGUCUCAGAAUGAAAAAUUUAUUCAAGAAAUGCAUCAAAGAUUAUAGAAAAUUGAAAUCUCUAAGUCUCCAAUCAGAUUGUUGGUCACCUUCGGAGGAACUUACUGUGGCUGUUGUUCAUAUGGAUGAACUUACUGAAUGGUUGGUUUCGAAAGAGCAAAUUUGGGGGAUUCCACUUGGGAAGUGUCAGUGGGCAGAUAUUUUUGAUGAUGACAGCGAUGUCUCGUCUGCUUCCUCCUCAUCCUUCGAGAGCGAUUAUAGCGAUAGUGAAGGGAAAUUACAGUAA
This is a messenger RNA of Kazachstania africana CBS 2517, 699 nucleotides long. RefSeq names its product U4/U6-U5 snRNP complex subunit PRP38 (gene PRP38). The transcript has a single exon. The coding region runs from base 1 to 699 and encodes 232 amino acids. NCBI's taxonomy places the organism in Eukaryota, Fungi, Ascomycota, Saccharomycetes, Saccharomycetales, Saccharomycetaceae. The record is from RefSeq and is a predicted model, not a curated record.